Molecule: messenger RNA, 1602 nt
Organism: Nerophis lumbriciformis (worm pipefish)
Lineage: Eukaryota; Metazoa; Chordata; Actinopteri; Syngnathiformes; Syngnathidae
Source: RefSeq, a predicted model, not a curated record
AUCCUGGAAGCACGCGGAGAACCGCGAAUAUCAACGCGGCAAGGAUGCUUCGUCACCGGCGGCAAGUGUGAAGAGAUGGCGGGGGAACCGCCGGCGGGCACCGGCCGUGUGGUUCUUGUCAAGAAGAUCAUCAUGAAGGACGGAGUCGCGCUCCAGCAGGGAAUUGGCCGGCCCAGUGUAUACCAUGCAGUUGUGGUCAUCUUCUUGGAGUUCUUUGCCUGGGGUUUGCUGACCACACCCAUGCUCACAGUGCUACAUGAAACAUUUCCACAGCACACGUUCCUAAUGAAUGGGCUCAUUCAAGGAGUUAAGGGUCUUUUGUCGUUCAUGUCUGCCCCUCUGAUUGGUGCAUUAUCGGAUGUGUGGGGGAGACGUUCAUUCCUAUUGGUCACUGUCUUCUUCACCUGUGCUCCAAUCCCUCUUAUGAGACUCAGCCCUUGGUGGUACUUUGCCAUGAUCUCCAUGUCGGGAGCGUUCUCCGUGACCUUCUCUGUCAUCUUUGCCUACAUUGCAGAUGUGACGGAUGAAAGAGAGAGGAGUACAGCCUAUGGUCUGGUGUCUGCGACAUUCGCAGCCAGCCUGGUGACCAGCCCGGCAAUCGGGGCAUAUUUGUCAGCAUGGUAUGGAGACAACCUAGUCGUUCUGGUGGCUACACUGAUCGCUCUUGUGGACAUUUGCUUCAUCCUGCUUGCUGUGCCUGAGUCUCUGCCAGACAAGAUGAGGCUUAACACCUGGGGAGCACCUAUUUCCUGGGAACAAGCUGACCCGUUCGCUUCUCUGAGGAAGGUGGGUCAGGACCCCACAGUCUUGCUCAUCUGUAUCACAGUGUUCCUGUCAUAUUUACCUGAGGCCGGACAGUACUCCAGCUUCUUCCUCUACUUGCGACAAGUGGUCAAUUUCUCCUCUACAACAAUCGCUGUUUUUAUUGGAGUUGUGGGAAUUCUGUCCAUUGUUGCACAGACUCUCGUACUCACACUCCUUAUGAGGACUCUUGGUAAUAAAAACACUGUUUUAUUGGGUCUGGGCUUCCAGAUUCUUCAGCUGGCCUGGUACGGCUUAGGAUCAGAGCCUUGGAUGAUGUGGGCAGCUGGGGCUGUUGCCGCCAUGUCCUCUAUAACCUUCCCUGCAGUCUCAGCUCUGGUGUCGCAGUCUGCUGAUCCUGAUAAACAAGGCGUUGCCCAGGGAAUGAUAACAGGGAUCAGAGGUCUGUGUAAUGGUUUAGGUCCAGCUCUUUAUGGAUUCGUCUUCUUCCUCUUCAAUGUGGAGCUUAACACCAUGGACCCCAUCCAGGGAGACUUUGACCCCCUGCCUCUUCACAGUCCAACUGAACAAACGCUCAUCCCUGGCCCACCUUUCCUUUUGGGGGCAUGUACAGUGGUUGUUGCCUUCAUCGUUGCUCUCUUCAUCCCAGAGAAACUGUCCUCGAGCUCGCCAUCCUCUCCUCUGCCUCUUAGCGACAAGCCACGCCCCGCUAGCAAAGAGUCACUGUCCUCGCUGGCAGGCAUCCAUAUCAACACACCUCUCCCAGGCAGCGACGAAGAAACUCCUCCGACUGCCAGUGAUGAGGACUUUGAGCCUCUGCUGCAGGACAGUAUUGUUUGA